AUGUCGGACGCCCAGGUCACCUUGCGCACGCGCAAGUUCAUUCGCAACCCUCUCCUCGGCCGCAAGCAGAUGGUCGUUGAUGUUCUUCACCCUUCCCGCGCCAAUGUCUCCAAGGAUGAGCUCCGCGAGAAGCUCGGUGAGCUCUACAAGACAUCGAAGGACCAGGUGUCCGUCUUCGGUUUCCGCACUCAAUUCGGUGGUGGCAAGAGCACAGGUUUCGCGCUCCUCUACGACUCGCCAGAGGCCAUGAAGAAAUUCGAGCCUCACUACCGAUUGGUUCGAUACGGACAGGCAACCAAGAUUGAGAAGGCCAGCAGACAGCAACGCAAGCAAAGGAAGAACCGUGCAAAGGAGUCGCGUGGUACGGCGAAGACGAAGGGUGGAAAGGCCAAGAAGGAGAAAUAG
Molecule: messenger RNA, 405 nt
Organism: Dissoconium aciculare CBS 342.82
Lineage: Eukaryota; Fungi; Ascomycota; Dothideomycetes; Mycosphaerellales; Dissoconiaceae
Exons: 3
Coding region: 1-405 (134 amino acids)
Biological process (GO): translation
Cellular component (GO): ribosome
Molecular function (GO): structural constituent of ribosome
Source: RefSeq, a predicted model, not a curated record